CACUACAACAUCCCGAACCUCUCGAGCUUCUUGAACAGUCACAAAUAGAAACCGACAAUGCGAUGAACCGCACCUCAUCCUCGCACUCGCGCCCCCGCAGACCCUCCCAUCCACAGUCCACACGCUCCGCCUCGUUCACACCCUCGCUCCGCCGGCGCAACACAUCGCACUCGAUCCAAUCUCUCGACCAUGACGACGACCCGGAGGCUGCUCAAAACACGCACACGGACCACGCCAUUGUUGAGGAAAUUGCUGAGAUAAAACGCUAUGAAGACUUCACAACAAUAGACUGGGUGCAAGACGCUGCGCGCGAGCAACUGCGGCGCAAAGCACGGCGCAAGCAACGCUCCAACAUAGGAGCCAGCGGAGACACCAAAGCAGUUUUCCUCGGCCGUGGACGCGGAACCUGGCGGCGCAAAAUCGCAGAAGCAUACGAUGCAGGACAAGCAUGGAUCGUGGUCACGCUCGUAGGCGCUGCAAUUGGACUCAACGCCGCGUUCCUAAACAUUGUGACAGAGUGGCUCGCGGACAUUAAGCUGGGGCACUGCACCACGGCGUUCUAUCUGAAUGAGAGUUUCUGCUGUUGGGGUGCGGAGAGCGGAUGUCCCGAGUGGAAACGCUGGAGUGGCUUUUGGCCGAUGAAUUACUUCUUCUACAUACUUUUUGGGGCUGUGUUUGCGGCGACGGCGGCGCGCCUCGUCAAGAGUUUCGCGCCGUAUGCGGCGGGAAGUGGUAUCAGUGAGAUGAAGUGCAUCAUUGCUGGGUUCGUCAUGAAAGGCUUCCUCGGCGCAACAACACUGUUCAUCAAAUCCAUUGGACUGCCGCUGGCCAUUGCAUCAGGGCUGUCGGUCGGCAAGGAAGGACCGAGUGUGCACUAUGCGGUCUGUACAGGGAAUGUGAUUAGUAGGUUCUUUGACAAGUAUCGAAGGAAUGCGGCCAAGACGAGGGAGAUUCUCAGUGCGAGUGCGGCGGCGGGCGUGGGUGUUGCGUUUGGCAGUCCGAUAGGAGGGGUGCUGUUCAGUCUGGAGGAGAUGAGCAAUUAUUUUCCGCUCAAGACUCUCUGGAGGAGUUACUUUUGUGCGCUUGUGGCUACGGCUGUCUUGGCGGCCAUGAACCCCUUUCGCACCGGCCAGCUUGUCAUGUUUCAAGUCAAAUAUGACCGCUCAUGGCACUUCUUCGAGAUACUCUUCUACAUCAUCAUCGGCGCGUUUGGCGGGCUUUACGGCGCCUUCGUGAUCAAGUGGAAUCUCAAGAUGCAGAUCUUUCGCAAGAAAUACCUGUCCCAAUACCCCAUUACGGAAGCAGUCACGCUGGCUGUUUUGACGGCGGUGAUUUGCUAUCCGAACACGUUCCUGAGGAUCGAUAUGACGGAGAGCAUGGAGAUUCUGUUCCAGGAGUGCGAAGGGAACAAAGAUGAUGGUCAGCUCUGUGAUCGAGAUGAGCGGUGGCAUAUGAUUGGGUCACUGGCGAUUGCUACGAUUGUUCGGACGCUGCUUGUUGUCAUAUCAUUCGGGUGCAAGGUACCAGCUGGAAUUUUCGUACCCUCGAUGGCCGUCGGAGCUGCAUUCGGGCGCAUGGUUGGCAUCUUUGUCCAGCACAUCCACGAGAGCUUCCCGAACUCGGCCUUCUUCGCGGCCUGCGAGCCAGACGGGCCUUGUAUCACGCCGGGUACAUACGCGUUCCUGGGCGCUGCGGCUGCGCUCAGUGGGAUCAUGCACAUCACUGUCUCCGUCGUAGUCAUCAUGUUCGAAAUCACAGGAGCACUGACGUAUAUCCUACCGACUAUGAUCGUCGUUGGCGUCACAAAGGCAGUCUCCGAGCGCUUCGGGCACGGAGGCAUCGCAGAUCGCAUGAUCUAUCUCAACGGCUAUCCCUUCCUUGACAACAAGGAAGAGCACACUUUCGGCGUACCCGUAUCGCAAGUCAUGGCCUCGCACGUUGUCUGUCUCCCAGCAACCGGCAUGGAGCUCAAGCAGAUGGAGCGCCUCGUGAAUGAAAAUCACUACCAAGGAUACCCCAUCGUCGAGAACAUGGAGAACAAGACUUUGAUAGGCUACAUAGGCCGCACAGAGCUCCGCUACGCCAUCGACCGCGCAAAGAAAGACCAGAUGGCACCUGGGCACGCAAAGUGCUCCUUCUCCACCUCCACUGGAAGCCAGGAUUCCCGCACACCCUCGUUAACGAUACCCGCCGUGACAUUCGACAGCAUGCCCGCCACUUCUUCAUCCCUCAAUCUCGACUUCGCGCGCUUCAUUGACCCCACACCCUUGACCGUACACCCCCGCCUCCCGCUGGAGACUGUCAUGGAGCUCUUCAAGAAGAUGGGGCCACGCGUGAUUUUGAUUGAAUACCGCGGCCGGCUGACAGGUCUCGUGACGGUCAAAGACUGUCUGAAGUACCAAUUCAAGGUUGAGGCAGGGCAUGGCGGGGGGAGUGGCAGUGGUGGAGAUGAGGGGAUGGAACGAGUGUAUGGAGUCUUGAAAAGCGUGGCUUUGUGGGUUGAUGGGGGGUUAGACGUUGUAAGAAGGAUGGUAGGCAUUGGAAGGGGGAGGGGUGGAGAGGUCAGGCUGGUCAGUCCGACGAUUAGGGGGCCUGUGAGGAGAGGAGAGGAUCAGGAGACGUUUUCUGUGGGAGAGGAGGAUGAUGAUGGGGAUGUGGGGACUGGGGUGGAGUUAGAGGAUCGUGGGAGGAGUACAAGAUAGAUAAUAGAGUUUCCAUGUAUUGCUUCUUCCAGCUUGUACUUGAACAGACCCUCGAGUCUGGAGAGCAUUGACGAUGGCUUUAGCCUGGAGCCGACAUUAACCCGAUCCCACGUGCCUGGUGAGCUGGCAAUGCCUUCCUCUCGCGGGGAGUUGAGCGAACAUGAAUAGAGUGAUUGAUAGUAAUAGCAACAACAAGAC
Cucurbitaria berberidis CBS 394.84 is the source of this 2900-nucleotide messenger RNA. RefSeq lists its product as uncharacterized. The record is from RefSeq and is a predicted model, not a curated record. The transcript is spliced from 2 exons. Gene Ontology annotation, biological process: intracellular iron ion homeostasis; chloride transport; transmembrane transport. Gene Ontology annotation, cellular component: endoplasmic reticulum; membrane; early endosome. Bases 63 to 2702 code for a protein of 879 amino acids. Gene Ontology annotation, molecular function: voltage-gated chloride channel activity. NCBI's taxonomy places the organism in Eukaryota, Fungi, Ascomycota, Dothideomycetes, Pleosporales, Cucurbitariaceae.